This is a messenger RNA of Hydractinia symbiolongicarpus, 1325 nucleotides long. Its product is annotated as ficolin-3-like. The coding region runs from base 117 to 1283 and encodes 388 amino acids. The record is from RefSeq and is a predicted model, not a curated record. The transcript has 7 exons. NCBI's taxonomy places the organism in Eukaryota, Metazoa, Cnidaria, Hydrozoa, Anthoathecata, Hydractiniidae.
CUGCAGCUUUGUACAUUGCCGACACACCUUCGCAGCUAACUAAAACGUGCACGCCAUUUUUUUGUUAAAAAAAACAACAGAAAUUGCAAAAGAAUUGAAGAGGCUGUUGAUGCAACAUGACUCCUAAAGUUCUCUAUUGCUGUUUGCUUCUUGUUUUAUUUCAAGACGUCUUUGCUAUUAACAAAUGCUGUCAAGAUGGUAGACCAGGACGUGAUGGACGUCAGGGAACCUCAGGAAAAGAUGGAAGAGAUCUGAAUAAGAGAUCAGGAGGUGCUACUACUGAACUAGGACCACCAGGUAGAGAUGGACCAGAUGGCAACCCUGGUCCCCAAGGUCCUGAGGGACCUCCAGGCAUGAAAGGAAUGCGAGGUGAUCCAGGACCAAGUGGAAGUUCAGGACCGGAUAUGAGAGAACUUGAGCAGAUCAUUCGAGAUCAAAUAAAAAGCGGUAGCGGUGGCAGUGGUGCAAGUACUGGACACGGAGGACUUAAGAAAGUAUCAGUUUGUUCAACUCACAGAAAAGAUGUAUGUGGAUCAUGUCAAUGCAAAGACAAGAAUUAUGCUGAUGAAUUCUUCAGUAGAGGAUACUAUUGUGAUUGCCAAAACCACAAAGCUGAGCGUGACUGCAAGGAACAUCUAACAAACGGACAAACAUUUGAUGGUAUAUAUCUAAUUGAUCCUACUGGCGACCAAGCCUUCCCUGCUUAUUGUGACAUGAACACUGACGGUGGAGGCUGGACUGUCUUUCAAAGACGUAUUGACGAUUCGCUUAAGUUCCAACGUGACUGGUUCUCCUACAAAAACGGUUUCGGAAAUUUACAACACGAGUUUUGGCUUGGAAACGAAAACAUGUUCCUCAUUCAGUUGUAUGACGACAGAAGAGGAACGGAAAUGAGAAUGGACUUCAAAGACAAAGAUGGUAACAGUUACAGCGACAAAUAUGGAGUGUUUGAACUUGGUGACGAAAGCACUAAGUAUAAACUUCGGCUUGGUGGAUAUAGCGGUAAUGGUGGACAAUGGAUGUACUAUUACAAUAACAUGAAGUUUUCAACCUACGACAGUGAUAAUGAUAACACUGGUGGUAACAGCGCUCUCAGUUAUGGUCCAUUCUGGCAUGGGGCAGGAUCAAGUUACCCUUACAGUCCAAAUCAUCCUUAUAAGUUUGUCCAGAGGUAUUCAAGAGGGCAUGACCAACCUCAAAUCAAAGCUGUUUAUUCCAUGUUGGGAAAGAGUGGAAAGUAUAAAUAUAUCGUCCAUGUUGAGAUGAAGAUGAGAAGAAAAUAAAAUAACAUUGUGGUUUUGAUAUAUGAGAUAAUAAAAAGUGAA